Molecule: messenger RNA, 2092 nt
Organism: Dermacentor andersoni
Lineage: Eukaryota; Metazoa; Arthropoda; Arachnida; Ixodida; Ixodidae
Source: RefSeq, a predicted model, not a curated record
CUGUGGCGACUGAGCGACCGCGGCGCCAGAGUUCCCUCUAGUAAUUAGAGCAGCAAACUCUAUGGUCACUGUAGGGCAGAACAAGUCAUAGUGACGCUGCUUAAAUUUACAUGCCCUCGGAAGUGCAAACAUGACUCACGUGGCACGCACUCUCUUGAAUGAACGCAUUUAGUACUUUCGUAUCUUCAGUGUAGGCCAGCCUUUCGGCGCUCCUUGUGCCCCGACUGUGUGUGAUGAUUAUUUCGCCGCGCUCUGUUAUCAAGUCUCGAAGCAUGUCACGUUUUUAUGCAGCUGUCUAGAGGAGAUGCAAAACAUGAAAUUCAUAUUUCACCUCGCUACACAGUUUGCAUGGUGCGGAACCGUUUUUGCAAUGCGUCGUACUCGCAAGGUGUGCAUACACGUGAUGUCAGAUUCUGCCGGUGCGAAGAAUAUUUCUUAUCACUGCGUCUGCGCGUUCAUGGUGACGUUCUCAUUGACUUUUAUAACGAUAAGGCACAAGAGCCGUUUGCUGCAAGCCGGUGGGUGCCACAUUCUGAAAGCGCAAACAGUUGUCCGGCAGCUCCUCUUGCAGGUACCGUAUGCUUCACUCGCGCUAACGUUUCUUUUUUUUUUUUUCGUUUGAAUUUUCCUAGCCACUCUGUAUGAAGAACACUAGACUGAAAGUAUCUCGCGUGUACGCCACUUCAAAGCAAAGUUUUCUUAAAUGUUUCGCCGGGGAUCUUGCGGUACCAAUGUAUGCUCUUCCCUUAUCCCUUGGAAUGGCAAUCUUGUGUACGUUCCCUCACGCCCCCCUCCUUCUAGACCACCGUCCUGCGCUCUUGCUCUAUCACUUGUUGUGUGGUGGCAGCCACAACCUUGCUUGCGGUAGCAGUCAUUUAAUGGGCCUUUCCUUUCUUCCAGGUUAACUCGCGCUAUGGACGCGCCACGCAGACGCUUGCAGGGCGCGCGAGACAUCGUUGCAGGCUUCCCGAACGAAGUCCGUGGUCGUAUAGAUCAGUUGGCGCUACAACACCCGCAUUACUGGCAUUAUGUUCAGACUUUCGUGAUUUUAUUCUUGUUUUCACUUUAUGUCUACUUUACUACCUCACUCCUAUUAUCGUCGCCUCUCAGAAUUAGAGACAUUGAUCAGCAGACGGUAAAUCUUUCACAGCCCAUUGAGACGCCGGAAAUACUACUGUGGUCACCCUCCGGAUACCCAUGGAAUAAUAUGACCAUCCCGAGCAGCAGAGAAUUCCUGACGUUACCGUGCGUGCCUAACGGUACCAACGUCUGCCGCGUCACUAGAAGCCGCGACGCCAUCCACAAAAGCGACGCCAUCGUAUUCAACGCUGAGAGUGCUGACUCGAUGGAUUUGCCCUCGGCCCGCCACCGUGAUCAGGUAUGGGUGUUUUUGACAACUGGCUCGCCCCGCCGGCCAAUUCCACAGGUCCUCUUGCAGUCGACGCCACUAUUCAACUGGACCAUGUCGCUCCAGGAAGACGCCGACAUCGUGGCACCCUACAGGUUAUGGGACGACACAAGUACAAAUAAUUUUGCAUCGAGCUUGCAGGUGACCUUUGGCGACAAAAUUGCGACCGCCUUCUGGAUGAUAAGCGAGUGUGAACAAGAAAAAUUGAAACGCACCAGUGGCUCUCCGCUUGUCGACAAUCGCUGGAGUGGAACCGAAAACUUCAUAGAUUCUGUUCUACACAACUUCGACGUUAACCUCGUCAACGACUGCGGUGCCGAUAUUUGCGCGUCUACGGGCGAUUGUCUGAGUUUGCUGCAAUACAUUCAUUUUUUUGUGAUCGUAAUGGAAUCUUCACCUUGUUUUGAGCACCCGGCUGAAUUGAUCUACGCUUCCUUGAAUUACGACAUUAUACCUGUGCUUUUCGGCGUCGGAAAAUUUAAGCACUCGUUGCCACCCCAUUCCUUCGUCGAUACCACAAAUCUAUCUCCUGAGGACACUAUCAGCGUACUCAAAAGCAUUAGCAGAUCGGGCGGCUUCGUCUGCGUGGUCGUUCCCGUUGAUGUGGCAAUGUCCUGGAAGCCAUUGAAAGAUUAUGUUGUGUCCCUUAUCAUGGAUGCGAUGAUAUACCUGUCGAAUUUGUGA